AUGGCGACGUCAGUGUUUGUUACGCAAAGCCUCGGCGGACUUCAGGAGGACUGGAAGAAAAAGUGGCCUGUCAUGAACGGAUUCCAAGCACUUCUGACGUUCCUCAGCAUCAUCGUGACCGCGGAUACCGCUCCAUCGGAGAAGCACAACGGGCCCGGAAACGUAUACCAUGGUAGGUACACGAGAGACAUACACGAGCCGGAAUUUUUGAUCCCAAGAAGAGUGUUCAAGGAUGGCAGCUUCAACACGUACUCGCUGCCGAAUUUCUAUGAUCGGCAGGAGAUCAGCGAGCGUAGGAAGAGGUCGAUCGCGGAGGGCGAGCAGGAGUCGGAGAGCGAUAAAUUGCACCUGGUGCUGCCUUUCAACGGGAUCGAGCACCACGUGGAGCUCGACCCGUAUCACGAAUUCAUCUCGCCCGACAUGGUGAUCGAGACACGCGGCGCCGGCCUGAGGCACAACUUGAACGAGGCUUUGCGAUUCAAGAGGGCCGACGAUCAGCAGUGCCAUUAUCGGGGAUUCGUUAGGGGCCACGACCCAUCUAGGGCUGCUCUUUCUCUAUGCGACGGAGUGGUUGGCUACGUGCAAACUAAUCACGGUCGGUACUUCAUCGAACCAGCGCACGAAACUGAGCCACAGGAGGACGGACAGCACGUACACAUCGCUUACAAGAGGGAUGCUACGCACAGAAAUAAGGAGGGCCAGGACACAUCGGAAAGGCGCUGCGGGACUAGCGACAAGUGGGAAGUGGCGUGGGCGGAACAAUUGGCCAACCGACAGAAACGCCUAAUGGAGGAUAAUCCCGGCGAGCAGAAAAAGAUUGCGUCUCAUACCCACAGUAUUCAUCGUUACAUAGAGAUUGGGUUGGUCGCGGACAGGAGGUUUCUCGACUAUUAUAACAACAGCAACUACGAACAGUACCUGUUGACUAUCAUGAACAUGGCGGCGGAUUUUUAUCACGACAGAUCUGUGGGCAAUCAAAUAGACGUGGUCGUCGUACGGAUGAUAUAUUUGGAGAAGGAAAAAGAAGAGAUAGAUUUGCUUAUUAGUCCUGCAGCUGAAGAUACAUUGAACAGUUUUGCCAAAUGGGCCCAGAAGAUGAAUCCUAAGGAUCACUCGCACCCCAACCAUUUUGAUAUAGCGGUUCUCGUAACCAGGUACGAUAUUUGCGCAGAAGUAACUCAGUGUGAACUGAUGGGAUUAGCAUUCGUCGGGACAGCCUGUGAGCCCCAAAAGGCAGCCUGCAUCAACGAAGACAGUGGCUUAGCGCUUGGAAUCGUAAUUGCCCAUGAAGUUGGUCACGUGAUGGGUUGUUCACAUGAUACCCUCGAAAUCAGUGGUUGUCCAUCUCAGGAUAAAGACACGAGUUACUUCAUUAUGUCACCCUACGUCUACCUCUUCACGAUCAGAUGGUCAACUUGCAGCAAAAAAUUCAUCACUAACCUGCUAGAUAGCGGCUUAGGCGAGUGCUUGAACGACAACCCGAGAAGUCCGUCAGAGAAAUUCAAGUAUCCGAAUAUGUUGCCUGGAGCUAUGUAUGAUGGCGACUUUCAGUGUCAAAUGAAAUUUCCUGGGUCGACGCUUUGUGCAGGUGGCGGGGCAAAGAUGUGUAGCCAACUGUGGUGUGCAGUCAACAAAACCAGCUGUCUCACGCGCGGUUCACCCAUGGCUGAUGGAACAAAAUGUGGCGAGAACAAGUGGUGCAUUCACAAGGAAUGCGUGGACAUGGGCACCCGACCGAAGGCGGUGAACGGUGGCUGGGGCCAAUGGGGUCCCAUGGGCACUUGCAGUAGAACCUGCGGCGGUGGCUUGAAAUACGCCGAGAGGGAAUGUGACAAUCCGCCGCCCGCCAACAAAGGCAGAUAUUGCAUCGGAGAGAGGAGGAGGUUGGCCAUUUGCAACACCGUGCCCUGCGAUCCUAAAGAACCGUCGUUUCGAACGCUGCAGUGUAAGUACCACGACUAUAGCAAGUUCCUGAGCAUCAAAGGCAACCAUACAUGGACCGUGUACAAUGAUCCGAAAUUAGAUCCCUGCGGGUUGUACUGCAUAAAUGAACUUAUGGAAUUUCUCCAAGUCGAACCAGUGGCGAAUGAUUCGACCCCCUGCAAGCCUGGGACGAAUAACAUGUGUAUUUCUGGAAUAUGUAGGACGGUUGGUUGCGAUUGGGUGUUAGAUUCGAAUGCCGUCGAGGACAAAUGUGGAAUUUGCAAAGGCGAUGGUACAAAAUGCAAGAAAAUAAAGGGUUUCUAUAAUGACACGACACCUGUAGACCGACACACAAAGGUAGUUACUAUUCCUAAAGGUGCUCGAAGCAUACACAUAUCUGAACGAGCAAGAAAUAAAAAUGCACUGUCAGUAAGACUCGAGAAAAACGAAACUGCUUACUGUUUGAAUGCUGGACUGAGACUAGAAAGAAGUGGCGACUAUUCGUGUGCAAAAGCCGUUCUGGUAUACUUGAUUCCUGAACCAGAUAGAGAGGAAAUUGAAAUAAAGGGACCUAUCGCGGAAGAUAUUCGAGUAGAAUACGUGUACUACCAACCGUACUCGAAUCCUGGGAUCAAUUAUGAAUAUUACGUGAUGUCAGGUGAUACAUCAUAUACACCGAAAUACAUAUGGGAUUUCACAGAAUGGACCGGCUGCAAUGCAAAAUGCGGUGGCGGUACAAUGAUCUCAGAGGCUACGUGCAUCGAAGAACAUGGUGGAAAAGUGAGCGCCGACUUUUGCGAGAGCAUACCACGACCAGAACCGAAAAGUCGUAUUUGCAAUGCUGAUCCUUGUAUUGCGAAGUGGAGAGUGAGCCAAUGGAGUAAAUGCAGUGCCUGUGACGGAAAGAAAGGAACGAGACAUCGUAAGGUGCAGUGCGUGAGACCGGCUGCGCGCGCAGGUGAAGACGACGUUCAGGCGAAUCUGGACGCGUGCAAAGGACGCGUGCCGAAACAAACAGAAGAAUGCGUAGGCCAAAGACCGUGCAGGAAGCAGUGCCCAAAAAAGGCCCGAAACGUGAACAGAGAAGCCGAGGUCGAGAAGGAGAAGAAGUUGUUGCCUCUGGACGAACAGGACAAGAUGGUGGACAAGUUUGUGGACCUGGGCCUGGCCCGGUACCUGGAGAAGGCGUACGGUGUUCCUCGUGAUAGCGACGAGAUGGAGAAGACGUCUGACACUGCAGACUUCAGAGAUCUUCUUCGCGAAUGGUCCUUGGUGGACGAAGACAAGAACAAACAUGGCGUUUGCGUGCCUAACAUAACAACACCCAAGCCAGGGUCGAUCAUCAAGGACUCUGUACCGAUCGAGAAUGUGAUACUGUUGGAGGCACCGUUCGUAGAGGGGAAUCUCCAGUCGAAUUUGUCGGAUAGGGCGUUCCAGGAAACUGGAGACCUCGUUGGUGUGGGAAUCGACACCUCGAAAACGAAAGUUUUUACAGGCGCAGAAGCUGUUCAGAAGAUCGAGCAGUUGGAGGGUCAUAAGCAUACCACACCGCCUAAUAGGAAGGAGAUUAAUACUUAUGAUAAACUAGCUAGAAUCGUGGAUUUCGCAAAUCACUAA
Molecule: messenger RNA, 3540 nt
Organism: Eufriesea mexicana
Lineage: Eukaryota; Metazoa; Arthropoda; Insecta; Hymenoptera; Apidae
Product: A disintegrin and metalloproteinase with thrombospondin motifs 7
Exons: 19
Coding region: 1-3540 (1179 amino acids)
Biological process (GO): proteolysis; extracellular matrix organization
Cellular component (GO): extracellular matrix
Molecular function (GO): metalloendopeptidase activity
Source: RefSeq, a predicted model, not a curated record